GAACUUGUAGCACACUAGUUGCGUUGACGCUGGUCUGGCCAGCGGCUUUAAGUCGUCGCAGGCAAUCAAAGGGCUAUGACUUCACCGCAACUAGGCCAGCCGCCCAAGGCGAAAAAGCAGAAGCGGGAGAAACCUUUGCUGGAGUCCCUACCUAGCGAUGGGCACCCGGGCCACUCCAAAUUUGCGAGAGCGUUGGCAAGCACCGAUUAUCAGACGCGCGAGAAGGGACUGCACGCCUUGAAAUUUUGGUUGCUUCGUAAAACGGACUUGCAUGAGUCUGACAUGUCGAAGAUUUGGAAAGGCCUUUUCUACUGCUUCUGGCACUCCGAUAAAGCGCCAGUCCAGGCUGAGCUAGCGGAGCGGCUGGCGGCCAUCUUGACUCAACUUCCGGAGCAGUCGGCAUACCUGUACUUUACAGCUUUCAUGGCCACAAUGCGGCGCGAAUGGUUUGGUAUUGAUCGGUUGCGCAUGGACAAGUUCCUGAUGCUGAUCCGGAAAUUCAUCCACCAUAUGCUUGGGUGUCUCAAGGCGUCGAAAUGGCACGCGGACCUCGUCCAGCGCUACGCGGACUACCUGCACCACCAUGUUGUGCUGCCGGGCGAUACCUUACCGGCCGCGGGCGUUGCGUACCACUGCAGUGACGUGUUCCUGGACGAGCUUCGAGGAGUGGCGGACGGCAAGUCGAUCCCGGCCAGUGCACUUUCGUCCUUGCUGUCGCCCUUUAUGGCGGCAUUGCAGAACGGGGAGCAGGCGGUCUUGCAGCGUAUCGGGGAGGGCCUCUUCGAUACGCUACUCUCGGAGCUCGCGAGCCCAACGGACGAUUCGCACUACCUACAGAAGCUCGAUGUGACAGCACUAGCUGCCCAGCUGUUCGAGCGGGGAGCUUCACCAGGCACACGUGCGCGCAAUCGGCAGGUCCUGUAUGACCUGUCCGGCGCACUGGAAAAGCUUCAGCGGAAACGCCAGCGUGUAGACGAAGGCGCUCAGGCUGGUCCGUCGUCGCGGAAUGAGGAAACGCCGAAGGCCACGAAGAAGCAGCUGAAAGCGAAGCGGGCGGCGGUGGCAGCAGCAGCCGCGGCUGAAGCCAUAGCUGCGGCUGUGCAGCCUUCGGCCGCCAAUGGCGAUUUGAGUCAUGUGCAAAUGGAGGAUGCCCCGGCAGUGGAGCUGAAGCGUAAGGCGAAGGCGUCCGACUCCACAGCGCCCGAGCCUGGGCAGCACGAAGGCUCUCCGGCGGGAAAUGGGAAUCAAAAGCCAGAGACAGCGAAGCGGAAGAAGCUGGGGAGCAAGAAGCAGCGUGCCGUGGAGAUGGCGCAGAAUGGCGGCAGCGCUCUGGAGGCUGCGACGAGCCCAGUGAACUCGGCGCCAGCGUCUGCCAAGGCAGGUGCCAACGGUCACGGUGCAGGUGCCUCGCACAAGGAGCCAACAUCGGGUCAAAAGGCAGCUCUGCGCGCCUCCGUUGCCAAGCUGAGCGCUUCCCUCGAUGCGGCUGCCUCUGCGGCGCACGAGCCCACCAAGCAGAAGAAGUCCCCGGGGCCAGCACAUCAGGAGCCGCUUAAGGAUGAUGGGGCUGUGGCGCAGCACGCUUCUACGCCGGGAUCUGCCUCGGCUGCAAAGCCUUCGGCGCUGGGUAAACGCCCCACACCCGGGAGCACAGCCAAGGCAGGUCCGGCUACGGCCCAGAAGGUGCACCUGCAGGGCAACGGGGCGGCGGCCACAGCCAAGACCCCCGUCCAGCCGAAAGAAGACGAUAAUCAUGGAGGCCGCUCACAAGCCGUCACCACUGCGAAGAAGGGUCGGGUGGUGAUCAACCUAAAGAGGAACUUGUACUUCGAGCACGGCGGCCCGAUACCGAACCCAGACCUCCGCACGCCCCCCCCAGCACGCGCCAAGGGUGGGAUUCUGAAGAAGACGGCCCAGUCAUGUCCCCCCAAGGUGGCACUUGCAAGCGCACCUAAUUCGACGGCCAAGCAGGGGCAUUGCAAGCAGGCAUCAAGCAAGCCGACGGUCAAGGUCCUACCCAAACAGGCACGGCGUGCUAGCGCAUCCUUAUUUUUCUAACGGUUUGCAGAAGGCACAAUGGCAAGCGACAUAUUAGUUUUCGGUUAGUAGUUGGGGGCUUUUUGGACAAUCCACGCAAGCGAGCGAUUUCACUGCGCAUGCGCCUAUAGGUGGGUUGCAGUUGUUGGACUGAAGGGUGUACAGGAGGGACCAGUGCAGGAGGGUGAGGCGGCCUCCAUACGAUCCUGACAUGCAUUCGACCACGUAGGGUCAAUUAUAGUGCGUUUUCAGGGGUAUGUGGCUUCGGCGGGAGAGAAACUAGGACGAGGUGAGGGAGCGUGAAAGCACAGAGAGGGGCGGCGGUCAUGUGCGCUUAUGCUUGGGGUGUAGCUGUGGCAGUUGUCACUCAUGUUCCGUUGCAAAUAAGUGUCUCGUCACACCUUACUGCAAAUGACUGUCUGGCAAACGCGAAAUGAAGGCGAAAUGAACUGCACGCUGGAGGAAAUGGUGUAGUUCGUGUGCCUCAGUUGAUGCGAUCGCCGGCUAGCAAGUGUUGCUUGAGGGGCUCCGGCAAUUCGUAAUAGCGAUGACUAAGUGUCGUGGCAUCCCGUGAGGCUGCCAGUUAAAGGCCUUCAGGACUUGAGCUUCGGCUCUCAUACAUUAUAAUGGCACGCGCUUUGGCCGGUUAGCGCCUGUUGUCUCAUGUUUAUCCUAGCUGGUAUCACGGAGUGGGGAGACCGUGUAUGAGCUUUGGAGCCUUCCUAUGACAUCUGCCUUCGGGUGGAACGAGCGAGUGAGGGCAUGCCCGACCGAACUGUUAAUGCGUGUAGAUGGUACACGACGAAUCCAUGACGUGUCCGCGAAUGGGAAAACUAAAGGUACUU
Molecule: messenger RNA, 2882 nt
Organism: Volvox carteri f. nagariensis
Lineage: Eukaryota; Viridiplantae; Chlorophyta; Chlorophyceae; Chlamydomonadales; Volvocaceae
Exons: 8
Coding region: 76-2058 (660 amino acids)
Biological process (GO): rRNA processing
Cellular component (GO): preribosome, large subunit precursor; preribosome, small subunit precursor; nucleus
Source: RefSeq, a predicted model, not a curated record